UUCAAUGGCAGUUGAGGAGUACCAUCGCAGCUGCAUCGCAGGCAUUUCGCUAGCCAAUGUACUAAAAAUAAUUAUUACAGUAAUUAUAUCAAUAGCAUAAACUAAAGGUUUAGGCGUUUAUAAUAAAAAAAGGAAAGGAUAAAAACGGAGAGUCGAUUUCUGUGCAAAUAUCUGAACGCCUCUUGUCUGCAGCUGCUGGCGCCUCGGAUGUGCGCUUAUUCCGCGAGCAUGCUAAAUCUGGACACCUGCCUAUAAAAAGGUACGAUGAAGUUACCUCUGUCGAUACUCAGCUCGGCGCUACUUCUAUCAGCUGUUUCAGCAUCCAGAGAUUUCAUUUCCUUGGCUGAAACAGAGGAUGCCUUACUACGAAAUCUCUUUAGAGGCUAUCAGAAGUGGGUCAGGCCAGUCCUACAUUCUAACGAUACCAUAACUGUCAAGUUUGGACUCAAAAUUUCCCAGCUUGUAGAUGUUGAUGAAAAAAACCAGCUUAUGACUACAAACGUAUGGCUGUGGGAGGAAUGGACUGAUCAUAAACUCAGAUGGAACCCUGAAGAGUAUGGUGGUAUCACUUCUAUUAGAGUUCCCUCAGAAACCAUUUGGCUGCCUGACAUUGUUUUGUAUGAAAAUGCUGAUGGACGCUUUGAAGGUUCCUUGAUGACAAAGGUCAUAGUGAAAUACAAUGGCACUGUCAUGUGGACUCCCCCAGCAAGUUAUAAAAGUUCAUGCACAAUGGAUGUCACAUUCUUCCCAUUUGAUCGACAAAACUGCUCCAUGAAGUUUGGCUCCUGGACUUACGAUGGUGACAUGGUGGACCUCAUUCUUCUGGAUGACCAUGUGGACAGGAAAGACUUUUUUGAUAAUGGAGAAUGGGAAAUAUUAAAUGCCACUGGAAUGAAAGGGAAUAGAAAAGAUGGGCUGUACGCCUACCCGUUCAUCACAUACUCCUUUAUUUUGAAGCGUCUGCCACUUUUCUAUACACUCUUUUUAAUCAUCCCUUGUCUUGGUCUGUCCUUUCUGACAGUUCUAGUGUUUUAUUUGCCUUCAGACGAAGGGGAAAAGUUGUCACUGUCAACGUCCGUUUUAGUGUCUCUCACCGUCUUCCUUUUAGUCAUUGAGGAAAUAAUUCCAUCUUCUUCCAAAGUCAUUCCUCUCAUUGGCGAAUACUUGCUGUUUAUUAUGAUUUUUGUGACUUUGUCCAUUAUCGUCACGGUGUUUGUAAUAAAUGUCCAUCACCGCUCUUCAGCUACCUACCAUCCUAUGUCACCUUGGGUCAAAAGCCUUUUUCUUCAGAAGCUUCCAAAACUGCUUUGCAUGAGAGGACACACGGAUCGAUAUCAUUAUCCAGAGAUCGACUUGAACAGCCCAGACGUAAAACCCAAAACCACGGGAAAGAAAAGGCCCUUAUCAGGAAAAGAAGACGAGAACAAGGUUUUGUUGGCACUUCUUGAAAAAGCAACAAAUUCAGUGAGAUACAUCUCCAGACAUGUCCGAAAAGAACAUUUCAUUCGCGAGGUUGUACAAGAUUGGAAGUUUGUGGCUCAGGUCUUGGAUCGGAUCUUCUUGUGGGUCUUUCUCACCGUUUCCAUUUUUGGCACAAUUUUGAUCUUCACUCCAGCUUUACAAAUGUAUCUCAGCACCUAAGCAGAAAAGUGAGGAGCGACAAGCGCCGUGUUUGAGGUGUAUUGCGGUACAGAGUUCUUUAACAAUAACUUCAAAUAUGCCACCAUUCACACAAAUACAAAAGACAGAACAAUUUAUAUUAGGUGUGUUUUGUAACUCCUUUGGUGUUUGAUAUGGGUGCAGGUUACAGGACUCAAGUAAGCCUUGGACUGAUGCUGAUUAUGACAAUUUUUUUUUUAUUAAUAAACCCAUUUUUUUCUACAUAAAUGAAUAAGUGUGACCCCUGAUGAGUUCAAGAUGAAACUAGAACAGAAAUUAAACCCUAAGGGUGUGAAAAUAAUUUUUAGGACAGUGUAUUAUAAAAUGAUUACAGAAUGAUGCAAUCCCUCAAUAUGAAACAUUUUCUUAGCUUGCAAUAAUAUUAUGAACAAUUUCUGUUAAAUACUUAAACAUGUAAUGGAUUGCUUUGAUAUAAAAGAGACAUUUCAGUUAUUUUAUGUAAUAAAGUUUGAACAUAGUAAUAUAUAUAUGU
This is a messenger RNA of Polypterus senegalus (gray bichir), 2152 nucleotides long. RefSeq names its product cholinergic receptor nicotinic beta 3 subunit a (gene chrnb3a). Bases 265 to 1641 code for a protein of 458 amino acids. Gene Ontology annotation, biological process: chemical synaptic transmission; monoatomic ion transmembrane transport; signal transduction. Gene Ontology annotation, molecular function: transmembrane signaling receptor activity; acetylcholine-gated monoatomic cation-selective channel activity. The record is from RefSeq and is a predicted model, not a curated record. Lineage: Eukaryota; Metazoa; Chordata; Cladistia; Polypteriformes; Polypteridae. The transcript has 6 exons. Gene Ontology annotation, cellular component: postsynaptic membrane; synapse; neuron projection.